This is a messenger RNA of Saccharomycodes ludwigii, 927 nucleotides long. RefSeq names its product inositol polyphosphate multikinase (gene ARG82). NCBI's taxonomy places the organism in Eukaryota, Fungi, Ascomycota, Saccharomycetes, Saccharomycodales, Saccharomycodaceae. The record is from RefSeq and is a predicted model, not a curated record. Gene Ontology annotation, biological process: phosphatidylinositol phosphate biosynthetic process; inositol phosphate biosynthetic process. The transcript has a single exon. The coding region runs from base 1 to 927 and encodes 308 amino acids. Gene Ontology annotation, cellular component: nucleus; cytoplasm. Gene Ontology annotation, molecular function: inositol-1,4,5,6-tetrakisphosphate 3-kinase activity; inositol hexakisphosphate kinase activity.
AUGGAAAAUCUGCAUAAAUUCGAGCACCAAGCUGCAGGACAUGAAGGCACGUUGACUGAUGAAGACGAAUAUUUGUUUUUCAAGCCUGUUUUAAAACAAGAGAUAGAUUUCUACAGUAAUCUGAAUAACCAACUUGCUGGUUCUGUUGAUGAUAAUGAAUUGAGUUUAAAGGACUGGAUACCAAAAUACAUUGGCCUUCUCACUGAAAAUGAUACAACAGGCCUAAAAAAGGAGAAUAUAAAUUAUGUAGUGUUAGAGAACCUUCUUCGUGGCUUCCGUAAACCAAACAUAAUGGAUAUAAAAUUGGGGAAAAUCCUAUAUGAUGAACAGACCGUUACCUUGGGUAAAAAGGAAAGGUUGAUCAAAGUAAGUAAUGAUACAACUUCUGGUUCGUUAGGUUUUAGAAUCUGUGGUAUGAGAGUAUAUAACUAUAGUACAGAGUUGGAUCAUUCAUAUAUGGAACUGGAUGAAGAUACCAAUUAUAUAACAAUAAACAAGUUUUAUGGCCGAAGUAGAACUAUUGAUAACAUAGAUGAAGCUAUUGAUCUUUUUUUUUCCAUGUCUAACCUAGAUGAAAAAAUAAAGCAUAAAUUGACUGCCAACUUUUUAUCCAGAUUACAAUUGUUAUAUAAUACUCUUUUGGAUUCCGAAGUGCGAAUGUAUUCAUCAAGUUUGCUAUUUAUAUAUGAAACAGAUCAAUCAAGAUGGGAAUUUUUGGAUUAUCAGGAUGAUAUCAUACCUGAUGAUAUUGAAGAUGAAAUUCUUGAUGAGGAUGAAACAACCUAUUGUAAAACCCUCAGCCGUUUAAACCUAAUUGAUUUUGCACAUUCAAGAUUCACGCCUGGAGAAGGACCAGAUGAGAAUGUACUGGUUGGUAUUGAAAAUUUGAUAAGGAUUUUCGAAAAAGAAAAAAAUUGUAAUAAGUAG